Physella acuta is the source of this 2991-nucleotide messenger RNA. Its product is annotated as kelch-like protein 24. The record is from RefSeq and is a predicted model, not a curated record. Gene Ontology annotation, molecular function: protein binding. Lineage: Eukaryota; Metazoa; Mollusca; Gastropoda; Physidae.
CUCUAAAUUCCAAUUAAGUUUAACAGAAAAUAAAUAAAAAUAAAGCACAUUUUUACAAUAUUUACAUGCACGCUCAACAUUCGCUCGAUCAGAGUUUAUACCAUAGGCUAUAUAAAUAUAGACCGAACGACUCGCGUUCGCCAUAACAUUUGUCAGGAAUGAUAUCGGGUAUUUAAAGCAAGAUCUCAAUAUAUCAUUUAGAAUUACAAGAAAAAAACACAACAGAAAAUAUAUAUUCUGCAUCUUAAAAAAAUUAUUGUUUAACUAAAUCGUAACAAUUUUAUUGGCUGGUCCGAAUAGUGGCCAUUGCUAUUGGGAUCCGGGUCCAAAUAGAUGCAUCCGUAGAAUAACCUAGAUAAAUCAGAAUCUAGAUCUAGAAUCUAUAUUUUAGUAAUUAUUUCCCAAUUUUACGAGGAUCAUCUUUUUAAAGUUUAAAGUUAUUUAUUUUGUAGACCUAUUAAAAAUAUGAGUAUAAUAGGCUGCUAAACUAUUGGAUUCUACACUGCUGUUUAAAUAAAAAGUUAAUUUAAAUAGGCCUAAUUGCAUUUGGUUUAUUAUUCAUUUAUGUGUUAUAUAUAGAGUCCUGCUUGUACUAUAGCUGUAUAUUUGUAUAACUAUAAACUAUAAAUUAAUCAAUUCUCUCACAUUACUAGGUUUGGAUUAUUGUAUGGUCCUAACUACAAUGAUAGAUUACCCUUUUUUUUUUGUUAUUUCCACCUUCAGUCGCCAACCAAUGAAACACGCGUUCCCUGUUCUUUAGUUAACGUGUAAACACAACGUUUUUGGAGCUAAAAGGGGCAGAAAAGACAGAUGCUGAAACUUUUAAUUAACAAUUUAUGCAAGCUUUCUGUUGCCGCCUAAAAUAAAUAGGAUGGAUAACAUAAGCCUAGAGAGUAGUACAGGCUCUGGCGAUGGUAAAGAAUCUAAUUGUCAGCUUACAAGCCAGGACCAUACCAAACAGCUCAUUGUGAACAUUGAUCAAAUGAGGACAGAUUCCAGCUAUUCAGAUAUAGUUAUAAUUAUUGAAGACUACAGAUUUCCUUGCCAUAAAGUCAUACUGGCUGCUGGAUCUCCUUACUUCAAAUCCAUGUUUGCUUCUGGGAUGGAAGAGAGUCGCAAGAAAGAAAUUGAAAUAAAGCAGAUAGACCCAAGCGUGUUUGGGCUUGUCAUACUGUUCAUUUACACUGGGAAUGUUGAAAUCUCAUCAUCCACUGUACAGGAAUUGUUUAUUCAAGCUCAGCUUUUUCAGAUCAAUACUCUAGUUGAGCUUUGUGUCAAAUAUUUAGAAAAAUCAAUGAGUGAGCUCAACUGUCUUGCUGCUAUGACUCUGGCAGAAGCGCAUGUUCACAAGCCUAUGUAUGAUUUUGCCUUGCGCUAUGCAUGUCUGCACUUUGAUAUAGUAAAAAAUGAUGAAGAUUUUGUAAAGCUUUCAACCAAAUGCAUCAUUGAUUUGUUGAAAGACAGAAGAUUAAAAUGCUCAUCUGAAGAAGAGGUGUAUGAAGCUGCUAUAAAAUGGCUUGACAGCGAUGUAGACCAUAGAAAACCAUAUCGUUAUAAAGUUCUGUCUUGUAUCAAGUUUCCCCAUAUAAGCCAAAGCUAUCUAAUAGACGUUGUAAUAAAGGCAGGACACUUAGCUGAUGACCAGCGUGGCAGAGAAUUGUUGGACGAAGCUGUCCUAUAUCACACAGUGCCUUCUCGCAGACACAUGUUGCCUUCUUAUCAGUUCACUCCUAGAUUUACAUUUCCAUACUAUGAAUGUGCCAUUCUUCUUGGUGGCCGUCUUCUUGAUGGACUGAGCAAUGAUGUAGAAUGCUACAGAUCAGAUCUUCAGGAGUUCUCACAGUUACGAACACUGCCCUUCAAAAAGAGAAAUGAAUUUGCUGCCUGCGCUGUUGGUGAUGAAAUCUAUGUCUCAGGAGGCCUAAGAAGCUCUGAGUUUUGGAAAUAUGAUCCAACUUUUGAUACGUGGCUUCGUGGGGCCAAUAUGCUUGUAGCACGUCGCCGUCAUGCUAUGGCAGCUGUAGAUCACACAAUCUAUGUGCUAGGUGGCUUUGAUGAAGAAAUGGUUUUAGAUUCCAUUGAGAAAUGGGAGAAGAAACUCAAUAAAUGGGAGGAUGCUGGUAGACUUUCCCAAGCUGUAGAAAAUAUGGGUUUUGCUGCUUAUGGAAAACACAUUUAUCUAUUUGGGGGCAAGAAUAUUGAAGAAUUUGUAACCAAUACAGUGCAAUGUUUUGACACGAGUACAUCAACAUGCACUGUCCUGCAGAAGUCACUCCCUGCCCAUGACAUGUGUUUAAGUGCUUGUGUCUUAGACGGUGCCAUUUAUGUGGUUGGUUUGGAAGGCUUUUUUCGCUUCAUACCUGCCCAGGAUGAGUGGGAACUUUUACAAGACAUGAAUCUUCCUCGAGACUUUGUUAGUUUGGCUAUUUUAGACCAGAAAUUAUUUGCCUUUGGUGGGCGCCGGAGAGGUGCUAAAGAUAAUCUCUACUCUGAUGCUAUAGAGGUCUAUAAUCCAGAAAGUAAUGUUUGGGAACAAGCAGGAACAAUGCCAGUUCGCAUGUAUUCUUAUGGAUGUGUUCGUAUUUUGCUUAGUCAGCAUUCUAGGCAAAUCAAUAAGUAAUUUGAAUAUUAUGAGCAUCUUGUAAAAAUUGUAAUAAAAAGAUUCAAAACCAUCUAAUUUUAUAUUUGAAAAACUCAAUUAUUCGUAAAUAGAAUACCUAUGUUAGAUUCAAACAACGGCUUAUUAUAAAAUACAUACAGAUGUUCAGGAAUAAAAAGCCAUUUUGUGUUCUGAUACAUGUUUUGAUAAAUGACUACAAUAAGUCUUGCUUAGUAAUUCUUCAGAAAAGAACAAAAAAUGGAAUGUUUGAAGCCCGGUGUAAAAUAGUGCUUUAUUUAUUUCAGUCUCAAUACUUGAAUGUCAAAAUUAAAGAAUUAGGCACUUUCAUUCAAACUUAGUUGAAUGAUUAAUACAGAAUUAAUUAGCUGAAU